Protopolystoma xenopodis is the source of this 222-nucleotide messenger RNA. Lineage: Eukaryota; Metazoa; Platyhelminthes; Monogenea; Polystomatidea; Polystomatidae. The record is from the annotation of a GenBank genome assembly.
AUGCCUCGGCUUGUUCUCUGCUCAUCCUCCACCUACCCUCAUUGCGGUCCGGCUAAUUUCUGCCUCCAAACUCUCCUUAGGUCGACUAGAAAGGAAGAAGAAUUUUUGCCCCUUGAGUCACGCAAUGCAUCAAAAGCCAAUGUUCACAAUGAUUCCGAAAGCUGUAUUUUUACUCAAGCAGCCUCUAGUAUCGAGGUAGCACUUAUCCGCAUUCUAUACUAG